UAACUUUAAGCAGCAUCAACAACAACAACAGCAACAAGAAGCAAGCGAACAAAGUUGCCCGCCACACAACGCAAAAUGUCUGAGUCGCGUCGGCAGUCGGUCAGCUUUACAGCAAUGCCGCCGGGCGUUCUAGUCAACGAUAGCCGGGCCAAUUCCACCGAUGACAUACAAAUCGCUCUGGCGCCCCACAUCCAAACCUAUCUAAGUCAAACCGGACGCCGGCACUCCUGCUGCAGCGUCAUGCUGCCGGUGGCCUUCGAGCGAGCCGCCGCCAAAUCAUGGCUGGAUCCCAAAUUCGAUUCACCCGUUCUCGAGGAGCAGUUCCAGGCCAGCGUCUUUCCACACAUACGCAUGCGAUACAGAUUCACAUUGUCGUACAUAUUACUUUGCUCUGUCGCCUGGUGUUUGUAUUUUGUGAUCGAUGGCGGCUCGGAGGAUUUUUGGCGUCCCAUCUCAACAUCGUUCUCAAUGAUGUCGCUGGUCACGAUAAUGGCCAUGUGCUUUACACACUGGAACCUGUACAAGGAGCACCGGAUCCUAACUUCGGCACUGACAGCGCUCAUUCUGUGCAGCGCCUCGCUUGCGUUUCUCACCUACACGGGCAGGGCGUUUAGUCCGCUGGGCCACUUUGCCAUUUGUCUGGAGAUCGUGCUGCUAAUCUACACGGCGCUGCCCAUGCCACUCUGGCUGGGCGCAAGCAUUGCCAUCUGCUAUUCCAUCGCCUUUGAGCUGGUCUCCCACAUGGUCAUUGAUGUCAGUGCCGUGCAUGCGGCGGCUGGUGGUGCAACACCAACGGAUGCAGCAGCCACCGAAGGAACAGCAGCAGUGGAGGGCGGCGGCUCAAGCGGCAGCGAUCCCAGCCACAAGAUACUCAUGCUCCGCAUCAUGGCGCACCUGAGCGUACAUCUAGUGGGUGUGCAUGUGCUGGUCAUGAAUCUGGUCCGCAUGCGCGGCACCUUCAUGAAGGUCGGCCAAAAUUUGCUGGUGCGCCGCCAGCUGGAAAUGGAGAAACAGCUCAAGGAGAAGAUGAUACACUCAGUGAUGCCACCCAAGGUGGCUGACAUGCUACUCAACGAGGGUGGCAGCGGGGGCAUCGACCCUAGUCAGCCCCCGGAAUCCCAUUAUAUGCGUCCGCGCGCCUCGCACGAUGUCAAGUCCUUGUUCCGGCCAUUCCACAUGCACAGCAUGGAAAAUGUUAGCAUCCUGUUUGCCGAUAUUGUUGGCUUCACGCGCAUGUCCUCCACCAAAACGGCCGAGCAGCUCGUCGAGAUCCUUAACGAUCUCUUUGAGCGUUUCGACGACCUCUGCAUGCUCAGCGGCUGCGAGAAAAUUUCCACACUUGGCGACUGCUACUACUGCGUCUCCGGCUGCCCCGAACCACGCGCCGAUCACGCUAUCUGCUGUGUCGAGAUGGGCCUCGGCAUGAUCGACGCCAUGCGCUGCUUCGAUGCCCAGCGCCACGAAGGUGUCAAGAUGCGCGUCGGUGUCCACACUGGCACCGUGCUCUGCGGCAUUGUCGGCACCCGACGCGUCAAGUUCGAUGUGUGGAGCAACGACGUCAGCCUGGCCAACAAAAUGGAAUCCUCGGGCAAGCCAGAACAGGUGCACAUCUCGCAGGAAACGUCUAGCUUCUUGGGCGACGCCUACUACCUAGAGGAGGGCGAAGAGGUGUUCGGUCAUCGCACCUACUUCGUGGUGGGCCGUCGUCGGGACGUUUCCCGUGCCAACAGCCUGAGUCCGAGCAUGGCAGCUACAGCCGCCGGCGGCAGCUCCUUGUUGCUCCCUGGAGCGCAUGGCCCGUUUACAUCGCUGUCGCAAAGUGCCACAAAUAUAUCUGUGGUGCAUCCACAUGUGCCACCUGCCUCGCCAGUGGGUCAGCUGUCCAACUCUCUGAAGUCAUCGCCCGUGCUCUCGAUGCGGCCACGGCUAACAUCGCUCAGCAUGAAACUGCGCAAGAAAUCACAAACGCAAAGCCAUUCACACAGCCGCGACAGGGAUCUGGAGCGCGGCAUCAUGCAUCCAGCUGCCACUGGCAUACCGCCAGUGAUUGUGGUGCGCGAGAGGCCCAAGAUUAUCAUUACGACCAAGUCGCUGCCGGGCAGCCUGGACUCGGAUGAGCAGCCGCCAUCUCUGGAGCAGCAACAACAGCCGCCGGCGAACAUGCCAGACAGCCGCUCCAAGCUCAAGCUCAAGGUAUUGAAAGUGACCAGGUUCCUGAAGCUAACAGGUCGCAAGGACAGGGACAAGGAGAAAGCCAAUGGCACAGACAAGGAGGCAGCACGGGCUCAUUCGAAUUCCCUGCCAGCGCCUGGCGAUGAAUCGGUGGCCUUCAUCGAGCCAGCUGCUGGCCCCGUCCAGGGCCAAUUGGGCAAUGGCUGCGGCUAUCAGCAGCUGCCGGUGCUGGUAGAGACGGCCUGCAGUACACGCCUAGGCAGUACCCAAAUGCUGGACAUACCCAUGGCCCGGCCAGUGCUCCAUCAUGCAGCUACAUCGACGACGCUCUCCAGCAGCGUUAUGCGCUCACCGGAUAGCACUGCGGCAGCCGCCGGCGGUGGCAGCUGCUGUUCGCCGGGUCAGUAUUCCAUGUAUGAUGACAUCAUCGAUGUGCGCUCCUACAUCAGCCAAUCGCGCAGCGACAUCUCGCCAUUUGGCCGCACCGGCAGCUAUCGUUCCCAGUGCGGCCGUCAGUCAACUGGCCAAUCCGUCGGACAAACAUUGGAGCAGUCGCCAGUGCCGCGUCCACGCGCAUCCACCCUGACAGUGGGACGACCCAAUCCCAAUCUUAAUCUCAAUCCCAAUCCCAGUUCCAGUGGCUGCUGCUUGGCAGCGCCUGGACCUGGCGCUGGAGCAAACCAUUCGCAUUCGCGCAACUCCAGCAUUUGGCCGGAUGGCCUGAGCAUCUGCCCGUCAGCCACAUCUCGCAAGGAUUCGGGCAUUAAGAGCAACUCAAGGCGCAGCUCCAUUCAGCAGCAGAUAUAUGCGCUUAAUCAGUCGGCCAUUAGUCAGCAUCGCGUCUCGGGCUAUUUUACCAGCUCCACGUCAAGCAUCUCGAAUCUGGGCGAGGCUGGGGCGCUGCCCUUUCCAUUGCCGCCGCCGCCGCCGGUGGUGGUGCCACAGCAGUCCGCACAGCUGGUUGAUCCGCUGGCCGCUUGCCUGCAGCAGCUACGCAAGCAAUCCGAUCUGCAGCUCAUCCGCUGUGUGCGGGACAAUGCGCGCUCCCAGCGCAGCUAUUUGGUGAAGCCGCCGCUGCGGCGCUUCAGCCUGUACUUUAAAUCGCGCCAGUUGGAACGCGACUUUCGCUCCAAGGCACAUCGCUUUGGCACCGAGCACGAAACGGAGGGGCCGCCCACACUGGCCACGCCCCGCUACAAUACAUAUAUCGACAUCUUUGUGGGCAUUGCCGUCUAUCUGUGCAUCUCCAUAUCGCUCUUCCUGAUGACCCAGAACACCGUAACGCCUAGCUUCCGGCUGUGGGUCACCCUCUUCUCCUGCUUCACGGCCAUCCAGGUGUUUGCACUGUUUCUCUUCACGCGCCAAAUGUGCCGUCGCCAUGGCACCCGUCUGCGCUCCAAAUCUAGCGCCAGUGAGGCGGUCAAUAGCGAUGCCGCAGUUCCACAGUCUCGGACCCAGUCGCAGUCGCUGCCGCUGCCGCAGUCGCAACAAUUUGAAUCGUGUGCAGAUCGCAUCUUUGAAGCCAUAUCCAGCUGGUAUCCAUGGCACAUCUGCUUGGCGGUGCUAAUGGCCAUGCCCGUCGUCCUGAUCAUAGCCAACUUUCUGCUGCUCGAUCUUACACAACUGGAGGCGUUCGAAUACCAUUAUGGAUUUCUCAUCUUUGUGUGCAUCGUGCACUUCUGCAACUUUACACAGCUGAACUGCUGGAUGCGCAAUAUCUUGGCCUUUCUAGCCGCACUUUGCUUCAUUGGGAUCGCAGUCUCCCAGCUGACCGUCUACUCUAGGCGCUCCGAAAGUGAAACGGAUCCAGAGCUGGAAUCGGAGCUGAACAGCAGUGCGGCGGCAUCAUUCAUCUACGAGGAGAUCAAAUGGUUUCACGACUAUCAUGUGGAGAUCUAUUUGGACCUGCUAUUGAUACUGGUGCUGGUCUGGUUUCUUAAUCGCGAGUUCGAGAUUGGCUAUCGCUUGACCUUCUACGGGAACGCGGUUGCCAACCAGGACAAGGUACGCGUCCAGAAUAUGAAGAACCAGGCGGACAUGCUGCUGCACAACAUUAUACCAAAGCAUGUGGCCGAACAUCUGAAGAACACAGCCAAAUACUCGGAGAAUCAUCACAACAUUGCCAUAAUCUUUGCCUCCAUUGUCAAUUUCAAUGAAAUGUACGACGAGAGCUAUCUGGGCGGCAAGGAGUUUCUGCGCGUACUCAACGAGCUAAUUGGGGACUUUGAUGAGCUGCUCUCGCAUCCGAAGUUUCGUGCCGUCGAGAAGAUCAAGACAAUUGGGUCCACAUUCAUGGCCGCCAGCGGCUUGGAUCCGUCCCAUCGAGGCACUGGCGAUGAGCAUAUACACACCUUAAUGGAGUUUGCCAUCGAGAUGCAGCGGGUGGUCAAUGAGUUCAACAAGGAUCUGCUCGAGUUUAAUCUGAUUCUGCGCAUUGGCAUGAACAUUGGCGAUGUCACAGCUGGCGUAAUUGGCACCAGUAAACUAUACUAUGAUAUUUGGGGCGAUGCUGUCAAUGUGGCCUCGCGCAUGGACUCCACGGGUCUGCCCAAUCGCAUACAGGUGGGCAAGGAUUGCCUACCAUUUUUGACCGCCUGCUAUGAGUUUGAGCCGCGUGGCAGUGUCUACGUCAAGGGCAAGGAUCACAUGGAGGUGUUUCUCUUUACCAGACGCAGGCCGCAGCUGGAGGAGCAGCCGGUAAGCGCACAGCUGCCUCAGCUGCAGCUAAACGAUUGUAAUCCAGAUGAGCUGGCAGAUGAGGCAAAGGAGGAGCAACAACAGCUGCAGUCAAAUGAUGCUCAACCUAAAGUGAAUGAGGCACAGGCUAAAGAGGUGGAUCAUAAUGAGAAUAAUGAAGAUGACGAUGAUGAUGAUGAAGGCGACCUGCACUCGAGCGAAACAACUACGCUGUUCAAGUCACAGGAAUCACUGCAUGCAACACACGCAAAUGGCGGCAGUCACUUUAAUCCAGCUAACACAACCGAAACUUAAAGAGAAUUUCAAAUCCAAUCAAAUCAAACUCAAAUCAAAUCAAAUGCACACAACUUAAAUGAACUCAACUCAAUUUCCGGCUUGCAGCACUUGAGAAAUGGUUUCAAAAUUGCAUUUAAUGACUGAACAAAAUGUGUGUUGGCCAAAACAACAGUUGCAGUUGCCGAUGCCGAUGCCGAUGCCGCAGUCGCAGCUAAAUGAAUGUCUGGGAAUGUAAUUCAAAUGAUAUAUAUGUGUAUA
Drosophila novamexicana is the source of this 5403-nucleotide messenger RNA. RefSeq names its product adenylate cyclase type 9 (gene Ac13E). Lineage: Eukaryota; Metazoa; Arthropoda; Insecta; Diptera; Drosophilidae. Bases 76 to 5163 code for a protein of 1695 amino acids. The record is from RefSeq and is a predicted model, not a curated record. Gene Ontology annotation, molecular function: adenylate cyclase activity. Gene Ontology annotation, biological process: intracellular signal transduction; cyclic nucleotide biosynthetic process; adenylate cyclase-activating G protein-coupled receptor signaling pathway. The transcript is spliced from 6 exons.